Molecule: messenger RNA, 10835 nt
Organism: Cherax quadricarinatus
Lineage: Eukaryota; Metazoa; Arthropoda; Malacostraca; Decapoda; Parastacidae
Product: ADP-ribosylation factor-like protein 6-interacting protein 4
Source: RefSeq, a predicted model, not a curated record
AAAUGUAAUACAAUACUGCUUCCUUAACUUGUUGAACCAUGAACAAUCAUAAAAUACAUGAAAACGUCGUAAAUUGUACUAAAUAUAUACAUGUUAUGCUUUAAUAACAUGUAUGUUAUUAAAUACCACAGACUCCACCACUGCCUCCACCAAUGCCUCCACCACUUCCUCAACCACUGCGAGUCCUAAAUACCCUCCCUCCGACCCCCCCAACUGGCAGCCAGCCCUCCCACCACUCAGUGUGAUUUGUUAUGAGGAGAAGUGGAGCUGUGAUUUACCUCUUGAGUAGACUUCUGCAACUUUCCAACACAUGGAACCUUUGAACCAUCCUGAUGUGACAAAAGUGAAUUGUAGAGGAGCUGAGCACCAGGGUUCCAUACGUCUGAAACAGGAUAUCAUGGAGAAGGAGCAUAUAUCUUGCUCAGAUGAAGCCACAGUGCAAGCCAGGUCACGAUCCAAGACCAAGAAGAGAAGGACCUCAACUUCAUCCUCGUCGUCGUCCUCGGCCUCUCCGAAUCAUAGGGAGGUAAAAAAGAAAAGGAAAAGAACAAAGUCUGCAUCGUCAAGAUCAUCUUCGUCAUCUUCAUCCUCUUCAUCAUCUUCAUCUUCCUCGUCGUCGUCCUCUUCUUCGUCAUCGUCGUCAUCGUCUUCAUCGUCAUCGUCCUCAGACUCGUCUGGGUCAGACAUGGAAGUGUUUAAUGGUAAAUUAAAAGGCAAGGCACUCAAAAAAGCCCUAAAGAAAAGGAAAAAGAGAGAAAAGGUUUUGAAGAAAAAACUCAAGAAAUGUAAAAAACAAGCAAAGGAGCAGCAGAAAAAGUCUAUUAAGAAAAAGGUAAAAAGACUAAGAAAGAAGCUGAAAAAAAUGAAGAAAAACAGAAAGAAGGAGACUAAAAAGUUAAAGAAGAAGAAGGUGGUGACCAAAGAGAAGCACAAGUCCGACACCGCAAAUCACAUCAAGAGCGAAUCCAGCAAAGACAAAACUUCAAAGUCUUCUAAGAAUAAGACAGACAUCACAGAAAAUGGUUCAUCGUCGGUGGGCCCGAGCAUAGACAUGAUGACUGCAAGCCAGGCCACAAUGCCUAUGACCAGGGAGGAGUGGGAGAAGCAAGAGAGUGUAAUGCGGCGUGUCUAUGACCAGGAUACUGGCAGGCACAGACUAAUCAAGGGUUCUGGUGAAGUGAUGGAAGAGUGUGUAAGUCGUGACCGCCAUCGUGCUAUCAACAAGGCUGCCACACAGGUUGAUGGAGAAGUUUUUCAAACCACUGUGAAGUCCCGUGCCUCAAAAUAGUCAUUGUAUGCUAUGUAGUGUACAUCACUUCUCAGCAUUUUGUAUGCCAUGAAGAUAACCUCUUGAGAAUGUUUAGAAAACAUCAAGGUACAUAAUUGUUUUCCAGAUCACUUCAUUUUGUGUUAGUUAAGCAGUGUGCUAUUAUUUUCACAACAGAAUGUUAGGUAAAAGACACAGAUGCAACUAAUGUGACAUUUGUCACAUUAGUUGUCAAUGUGUAAAUGCUUCACUCUCCAGGAGGUUUGUCAUGCUGCCUGGAAAAGCAAAACGUUGCCACGAUAUAAUAUCACAAUAGUUGCAUCUGUCUUCUUUUACCUAACAUUUCAUUUUCACCAUUUACCAAUAGAUCAUGAACUAAGAUAAACAUUUCUCAGAAUGUUUUCUUUAGUCUUCUAGAUAUAAUUUCUUGAAUGAAGCAAGUCUAAUUUAAAUUUGGGAUUUGUUUAAUUAUUCCUGUAUGAUUGAUGAGAAAAGCAUUUAAAUUAAAAUUGCAUUUUUGGGAUUGCUUUGAUAUUAUUUUUUAAUAUAUGUAUUGUUUUCCCUUGGUGUUGGACGUUUCCAACAAGUUGUAUACAUGUACCUUGUGUCUGGUCUCUGAAACAUUGAUUAUCAGAGCACUGAAUGUCUAUUGUCUCUGGUAUAAAUGUACUGAACACUUAUGAAUCUAAUGUUUGGCCAGAAUGUUUAUAUGCAUCCAGUAGCAUCUCAGUUUUUAAUGUCAAAAAUUUUAGCUUUUUCAGGUGAGAUAAUGGUAUAAUGUUUCUGCUAUGUUGUUAUUUUUGUGUUGUCCUCUGUCUUGUUACCUGUGUACUCUCAAAUACAUUUACAGGUCUGCUCAGAUUAAUAUGGAUACACACUACCUCGGGGAGGGGUCUUAUGAAAUUGUCUAAAGAAUUAUUAAAAAAUAAACUGAUGCUGCAGUUUAAAAACUCUAAAUCAGUUUGGUGUACCAGUGAAUAGUUACUUUUUUAUUAAUACAUACCAAUGACUAUUUUCAACCUGUUUUAUGUACAGGUACACAACUGAUUUUUCAACACCCUUGGUUCCUAAGCCUUGCUGGAAUAUUGAUUUUUGCCAUUCAAACAGAGGUCAUUUAAUAAUAAUAAUAAUAAUAAUAAUAAUAGUAAUAGUAAUAAUAAUUCAACAAUACACCUCUGACCCACUAAUUACUAUACACCUAAGUAUUUCAUUGUUUCAUAUAUUGUAUGGAGAAGUUUAUCCCAGUUUUUGAGGGCAGGUUAGGUAGACUAGAGCUGUCCUACUUAACAGUAACUGCAUCAAACACAUGCUUCCCUUAAGCCUUAAGUGAGUUUUUUUGUUUUUAUUUAGUGCCCUCUUGAAAUUUUGUCUGGAGCAAAAGAGGUGCCCGAGUAUCCAUUGUUGGAAAACCGUUGCUGUACCUGUAUUUUCAAAGAGUAAUUAUCAGACAUAUAAUUUUUUCCAUGUUUAGUAUUAAGACUGUAUUUGUAUUUAGGUAUGUACAGUAAACACUCUUACAAACCUUUUCUGUAUAGUGUGAUUUUUUUGCAAAUGCUAUUGAUAAAAUGGAUCCAAAAUUUAAUAGCACGUACUUUUACCUUUAAUUAGUUCCAAGAGUUUUUCUACUCUUGGAUUCCGGCAUUUGCCAAAAAAGUCACUAUAUCGAGGAGCUAUAUAAUUGAGCUGACUGUAAUACUGUAGCCAAGGAAAUUGUGAGGGUACGGUACUUAAUUAUUUUAAUGACUGGAGUGGUGAUUAUAUUUAAUCUCAGUAGUGAUUUGUUUCAAUGGUCAAUGUAGAUUAUACUCAGAGUAACAUUGUGCUUAUUUAUGAUGUACUGUGAUAGCUCAUAUUUAAACAUUCAGUUAUUUGACUCUAACAAAAGAGUAAUUGAAAAUAUGAAUGAAGAAGCUGCAUGUCUGUAUUUGCAUACAUGCAUGUAUGCUUGGUGAGUGUAUACAUGCAUGCACAUGACAGUCACAUAGUGUAUAAGAUCAGAAAAUGAUUGAAGUUAGGAGACAUAACUUCAUGCUCAUUAACCCUUAAACUGUCCAAACAGAUCUACAUUCACAUGCGUAGUGCUCCAAAAGUAGAUCUAUGUUUUUUUACAUAUUUUCAAAUAUAACAAAAAAAAAACGUAGAUCAAAGUUUUUUUUACACGUUUUCAAAUGUAAAAAAAAAAGAAAAAGAAGCUCUACGUUUUUUUACAUACUUUCAAAUGUUGAAAAAACGUACAUCUAUGUUUGGACAGUUUAAGGGUUAAAAGUAAAGUAUGUUGCAAGUCAUUAGACGAGUUUUUAAUAAAUAAAUAUUCCCAGAGUAAUGCCCUCGUCUUAUGGGUGUAAAGCUUCCAUAAAAAUCAGAAGAAAAGAUCAAAAUAAUGAAAAAAUAUUCAGGGUAUCACUACCAUAUUGUUCCGUUGAAGAGUUUCGACGGCCUUGAGCAGCUCCUGGUCAAUCUCACGCCUGUGACACUGACUACAAGAAUGCUUUUAUAUAUGACUUUUUUCAUAUUAAUAAGUUAUUUAAAUAAAAACUAACAUUUAUCUCAUUUUCGCUAAUAAAAAUAAGGGAAGGGAGGGGUGGAGGGAGGGUCCUCCCUCACAUGUACUUGUUUUUAAUUACAAAAUACAAGUUUAGCAACAAAACUGAUACACAUUACAGUACAGUGAUACCUCACAUAUCUGGCCUGCCAUUAUCCAAACCUCGCCAAUAUCCGAAAGGGCAAAAUUCUAAAAUUAGUACCAAACAUCCGAACAGUCACUUGGAUACAUCAGAAGACUGAAUCAAACUUGGAGUGCACUUUGAUAUCAAGAUGGUUCAUAAGAUUAUGGCCUACACAAGUGAGUUUUCUGCCCUCAAAAACUGGAAAAAGUGCUGAAAGAAAAGUGAUGGUGAAGCCUCAGAGCUUGGAACUUGAUUAAUGCAUGAUGAAGUGGUGCCUACAACAACGUGGUAGUGGCAUGAUGGUUCGUGGCGCCGACGUGCAGGACUGGCUAGUGUGCGACUAAGACGACCCUGGUGUGGAACCUCCUAUGGAUGCAGAGAUUGCAGAAUCAGUGUUGUACCCAGAACAUUCCAAAAGUGAUGACAACGACCCAGUGCCUCCAAGACCAAAAACUUCAGCAGCAAGGGCAGGUGUCAAAACACUUUUGGAGUAUUUGGAGCAUCCACUGUCCACAGCCUAUUUGAAAAGUUAUGAUCCUGUGGUCCGUGAAAUCCGGGAAGCUGUUUUUCAAGCCCGGAGUGUCUGGUCCCACUGCCAGAAGACGUUGGACUCAUUUUUUAAACCAACAGUGCCAUCACCGAUGGCGAUAUGACCGUAUGGAUGCGCAUUUUUUCCCCGUCAUGUAUCAGGAAACUUCAUGUUUCCGAACUGGUCUCAGCCCAUGUAGUUCGGAUAUAAGAGGUAUCACUGUAAUUACUGUAUGUAAUCAUGUUCAAUCUCCUUUCAUUUUCACUAAUUAUGCAAAUAGAAAUUGGAGUCCUUCAGACGUGACCAUAACGUGUGACUUCCGAGGUGAUAAACAACUUGCAUGUAAACAUUGUCUUCGGCAUCUUCACAUUUUAGCUCUGAUGAUGCAGAGGAUGCCUGCAUUGACUGCUAAGCAGGAAACAGCUAAUUUAGUCCCAUGUGUUAAUUAGGUCUGUGAUCCUGAGGACUUGAGUCCUGGUGGUGGGAAGUACAUUGACUGUACUCUGAAGGAGGGGUGAAAAUAUGUUUUGGUUUUUGAACUGUAGUGUCAGCAGGCCUCUGGCAAGACAGUGAUGGAGUGAGUGAUGAUGAAAGUUUCUUCUUUUUCGGGUCGCCCUGCCUCCGUGGGAAACAGCUGAUAUGCUAAAAAUAAAAAUGUGAAUAUCAUCAGUUUCUUUUUACAUGUAUACGAAAACAUUGCAUGUGUUGACCGGGGAUGCAGAAAAAACAUGAUUUACUCUCAUUUAUGUAGGUUGAAAAUAUAACUCUGUCUUAACUGAGAUUAUACAAACAUGUGAUAGUUUGAGGAACAGUACCUCAUCCUUUCCCUAGUAUUUUUUAUUUUAUCUGUACAAUAUGAUAAAACAUAAUACAAGAGAAGGCAGUAAAUGCUACAACCAUAGGAAAUCUACUCAAAUUAUGUAAUAGAUUAUGUAUUGAAGACAGGACACCAACAGCAUAGCUGUACUCCUGUAGCUACAGUUAUUACAGAGACCUGGAUGUACCAUCUAGCUGGAGAGAGAGAGAUGCUGCUCACAGAUACUAUUUAUUCUUCAUUGACACAUACAGUCCCCUGUAACCACUGUAAGAGCAAGUUUAUUUGAAGAACAAAAAGUCACUGUCAUGACUGGAACAAUGCACAAAUAACCCAUACAUAGGAGAAAGAAACUUAUGAUGAUGUUUUGGUCUUACUUGGACUGUUAAUUAGUCACACUAACACAUGAAGGUAAGGGAGUUAGGUUUUUUUUUUUUUUAAUAUCCCAAACCCCUCCUUUAGAGUGCAGGCAUUGUACUUCCCAUUUCCAGGACUCAAGUCCAGCUAUAUAAAAAUAACCAGUUUCCCUGAAUCCCUUCACUAAAUAUUAUCCUGCUCACGCUCCAACAGAUCGUCAGGUCCCAAAUACCAUUCGUCUCCAUUCACUCCUAUCGAACACGCUCACGCACGCCUGCUGGAAGUCCAAGCCCCUCGCCCACAAAACCUCCUUUACCCCUUCCUUCCAAUCUUUUCGAGGACGACCCCUACCCCGCCUUCCUUCCCCUACAGAUUUAAAUGCUCUCCAUGUCAUUCUACUUCGAUCCAUUCUCUCUAAAUGACUAAACCACCACAACAACCCCUCUUCAGCCCUCUGACUAAUACUUUUAUUAACUCCACACCUCUUAAUUUAGUAUAUAUACAAAUAUAUUUAUUUUGUUUUGUUUAAUUAUUUAUUACAGUACAUAUCCAACCAGAGAUUCCACUGUCAGGAACGUAAACUGUGGAUAUGGAUUAUCAUUUUGUUGUGAAUUUCCCUGUGUAUUCAAACAAGCACGUUACCUCAGUGCCACCAAGGCUUCAUAAGAAGAGCAAUAAGAAGUGAAAGUCGAGUGGGCUUGGGAAGUAUGUAGAAAGUUGUUUUUGAAGAAUGUCCUUUGUACCUGACAGCUACUAUUCUCAUAUAAGUGUCCCAAACACUGAUCAAGGAAAUGGUAAAUCCCACAUGGAUAGGAAGUAUAACACAGAGUGGAAUUAAUUUAUGCAAAGUUGCCUGAAUCAGAGGUCCCUCAUCUCUAAUUGAGUCCAGUGUAUGCAGAUCCUUUCCAUUCCAUUUUACUUUCCAUCUAUCAUAUAUGGGAUUUGCCAUUUCAUCACAGCUUCUGUUUUCAUAUGUGAUUUUUUUUGUUUCAUUUAAUAAUUUCAGUAUUAAUACACCAGCUGUUACUAGAAGCUUAUCCCUUAAGUAGACUAGUUCUUCUUCAUGAGUGGAUGUCACGUUAGUUCAUCGUGGGAUGUUAUAUAUGUCUGUGUAUCAGUAAUAUAAACCAUUGAGAAAGGUGACUGGAGAGACAGACAAUAUUUUAUCCUGCAUCCAAGGUCUUCAAAAUAGUGAGUGUGGUGGUGGGGAAGGUAUGCACUUAUAACCCUUCAACUGUCGAGACCCCAAAUUCUGAAAUCUCUCUCUUUGUAACAAAAUAUUAAAAAAAAAAAUAUUUUUCUUAUGAAAUGAUAGAGAAUGUUUCCCCGAUGGUAAUGACACCAAAAGUACGAAAUUUGAUGGAAAACUUAGGAAAUUACGCUCUUGCAAAGUUAGUGAUAUCGGCGGUAUUUACGCAUCAGCGAUUUUGCCCACUUUGAGCUCUAGUUUUGGCCAGUUCUAUUGUUCCAGUCGACUAAAAUCAUAGCUAUUUUGCUAGAAACUGCCCAUUUACAGAUUUCAGCUACCCAAUACAGUAUAGUCAGAAAUUGGCAAUUUGGCCAGUUUUAUGUAAAUUAAAAAAGAUGCCAUUUUCAAAAUAGGGCCCAGAAUAAACAGUGCAGACAUUUCUGGCACUAAAAGAACAUUUUCUCUGUUCAUUAGUCAUGUCUCCAGGACCCUCUUAUAUUACUCUUGCUUUCUAUUUUGAAUUCUUAUUCACACAAAAAAUAGAUUUACUGUUAUGCAGACUACUGCAUUAUUGUAAUAAUUGUAUAAAUAAUGUCAACCCAUUCAUGACUGCAUACAUAGAAUGACUAGUUGGACACUUAUUGGACAUGUGACAAUUUGUUUACUCUUGAACAUCGGCAAAAAUUGAACACUUCCGCUACUUUGAGCUCGAUUUCAAGGUCCUUUUUAUCAUGAAACCAAUCAAAAGCAUCUCUAUUUCUGUAAUAUGUCUUCCAUUCUAUCAAAUGAGACCAAGAAAAUGAGAAUACAACCAUAAAUACUAUACAAAAAAACACCUCAAAAUCGGCAGUUUAAUCCAAAAACACGGUCGGAGUUUUUUUUCUCAUUAUACACUGCGUGCUGCAGGAUUUUUUUUUAUAUUGCACGCACUGACCACACAGACCCAUUCUCUCACAUGUAGGCCUACCAGCUUUCUCCUGCUUGAUUUGAAGCCUCUAGAAUUUUGGCAUAUUAAUACGUCACCGACGCUGGCUCAUAAGACGUAUAUAUAUGACACCGACAUUCAAAGGGUUAAAGUGACAGGAGAGAAGUCGCCUGUGAGUCAGUUCAAGUGACUUCCUUUGGGGGUAAACUUGAGCUAUUUAUCACUAAAUAACAAAAAGGCACAGUACUGUAACUGGAACAAUACACAACCUGCACAUAGAAAGAAACUUAUGAUGACAUUUCAGUCUGACUUGGACCAUCAACUAGUCAUAUGCCGUGUGACUAGUUAAUUAUGAAGACAAAGAUAAAAUUUAUUUCUCUGCAAAGGUUACAAUGUGUUUUACAUUUUAUAUAUGUUGUUAGGUACAAAGAAAGCCACUAACAUGCCAAGGCAUUUCGGGCAGACUAAUUCCAAUACUUACAACCAGAAACAUGAUAUGUUUCUCCUAUAUGUGGAUUAUUUGCAUACUAUUAACCCUUAAACUGUCCGAACUUAGAUCUACAUUGAUGUGUGUAGCACUCCGACCUUGAUUUUCUUCAUUUGAAAGCAUGUAAAAUCGUAGAUCUAUGUUCAGAGCACUACGCACGUCAAUGUAGAUCUAUGUUCGGACAGUUUAAGGGUUAACACUUUCACUGUCGGUGACGUAUAGGUACAGCUUACAAGUCAGUGUUCCUCAUGUAUUAAUACGUCAAAAUUCUAGCGGCUUCAAAUCUAGCAGGAGAAACUGACAGACCUACAUGUGAGAGAAUGGGUCUGCGUGGUCAGUGUGCGCAUUAUAAAAAAUCCUGCAGCACGCAAUGCAUGAGAAAAAAAAAAUGACCGUGUUUUUGGUUUAAAACACUGACUGAGGUGCAUUUUCAUAUGGUAUUUAUGGUUGUAUUCUCAUUUUCUUAGUCUCAUUUGAUAGAAUGGAAAGUAUAUUACAGAAAUAGAGAUGAUUUUAAUUGGUUUCACGAUAAAAAGUACUGUACCUUGAAAUAUAGCUCAAAGUAGUGAAAACGUUUGAUUUUUGCCGAUGUUUAAGAGUACAUAAUACAUGUCCAACUGGCCAGUCUAAUAUGCAGUCAUGAAUGAGUUGACAUUAUACAAUUAUUACAAAAUGCAGUAGUCUGCAUAACAGUAAAACUUCUAUUUUUUUAUGUGAAUAAAAAUUCAAUAUGGUAAGUAAGAGUAAUAUAAGAGGAGCUGGAGACAUGACUAAUGAACAGAGAAAAUGUUAUUUUAGUUCCAGGAAUGUCUGUACUGUUUAUUCUGGACCCUAUUUUGAAAUUGAGUUUUUGAAAUUUGUGUGAAAUUGGCUAAAUUGCCAAUUUCUGACCACUUUAUUGGGUAGUUGAAAAUGGUAAAUGGGCAGUUUCUUGUACUCAAUCAAUAAAACAAAUGCAGUUCUAGCGAAAUAGCUAUGAGUUUGGUCGACUGGAACAAUGGAAUUGGCUGAAAAUAGGGCUCAAAGUGAGCAAAAUUGCCGAUGGAUAUAUAUUGCCAAGACUGCUAACUUCAUGAGAGUGUAACUCCAUAAGUUUACCAUCAAAUUUUGUACUUUUGGUAUCAUUACCAUCGGGAAAAGAUUCUCUAUCAUUUCAUCAAAAAAAAAAUUUUUUUUUUUUUAAAUUCUUCAACACAGAGCAAGUUUGUGAGCAGGGGUCUCGACAGUGAAAGGUUAAUCACUAUAAAUCAGCUACCUCCUCUACAUAUGCUCUGCUGAAGGUUGCCUCAGAUGCAGGCUUAACCUUUAAAUUGUCCAAACGUAGAUCUACGUUCACUCGUGUAGUGCACUGAACGUAGAUCUACGUUCCAUUUUACAUGCUUUCUUAUGUAAAAAGAAUGUAGAUCUAUGUUCAGAGCACUAUCGAAGUGAACGUAGAUCUAUAUUUGGACAGUUUAAGGGUUAAAUGUUCAGUUAGUCUUCAUGAUUAUUUUCACACAUGAUGAGUUUAUGCUUAUAAUUUGCAUAACAGGCAAAAUAUUUGCAAACAUUAUAAGCAUUCUAAUGUGUGUCUAGUUUAGUGCAUGGGAAAGGAGAUGAAAAAUUAAUCUGCAGCCUCGUGCUACUGACUGGAGCAAACACAUAGUUUGCUGGGCAUCAGAGUUGUGUGUACUCUGGCUUCUUGUGGAUAAUACUGCGUAGUCUGUCCCAAAGUUUGUAGGUUUCCACCUACUUUGGCCUGAGAUAAAUGCUGGUUUUAUAUCAGAUUGACCAGUACACUCCUGCACUGUGUUUGCAUUUGUCUGUAGAUUUUAAUGAAGCUUUCCUUCUGUGAAUGACUUUUUCCUGAGAAAGAUGGCUCUUGUGGCAUGGUUUUAACAACUUCAUGUCAAGAUUUUUGAAAAGUGCUAAUCUUAGCCCAUUUGAGUAUAGCAUUAUUUUGUAAAGUUUGUAAGAAAUGGUUGUUUUGCAUCUGUUUUAUAGGUUUUCAGCUAAACUGUUGCAAUUAAGAACUAAAGCAUGUAAAAUACUGAAUUCAUUCAUAAAAUAACUCUUCAUAUACAUUAUGCAUCUAGAAAAACUUUCAUAAUACUAUGGCUUAAAGUACAGUUUAAUACAGAAAAUUCAGAAUAUGCAAAAAGUAACAAUUCAGUGGAGUGCUUGGGAUUUAAACCUGUAUUCCAGGCAUCCCAGACUACAGGUUUGAAUCCCAGUCACCCCAUUAUUUGUUUCUGCUGUGAGAUCAUGCCAUUGUAUCUCAAUGUUUUUUUUUUUUUUUUUACCUGUUAAUAAUAUGAGAAAUCUUCUUAGAUAAUCCACAAAUUGGAGAAACUAGAUGAUGAUUUGAUCCAUUUUGAACUGUGUAUUGUCAAGUUGACUUGAUAAUGGGCCAAGAUGGAGUGAAAUGUCCUCUAGUCUUUUAUCUAAUUUAUGGUAAAUUGUGGGUUGUUGCAGCACAGUAUUGUGACUUAUUCUUUAGGAGAAGUAUUCCAAUUCAUUAACAGAAUAUUAGUGUAUACAGAACAGGUUGAAAAUAAUUAUAAUGUGUACAGGACUAUCACACUGUAGUAAGGUAUUGUACAUUAAAUUAAAAAAUAUAUA